AUGUUUCCUUCUUCUCGCCUGUGGAAACUGGGACGGUCAGCAGCCGUCUCUACCAGUCGACGACGCCUUGGUGGUGGACGUUCCUAUCAUGCGGCUGCCUUGGGCACUCUGAACCAUGCUACUACUAGCACUACAACUACUACAUCUCCACCCAUUAGAACCCAACGCCGCCAGUUACACUUGACUCCACGUGAAAAGGAUCAUUUGCUCCUCCAUCAAGCCGGUCGCGUGGCGCAAUACCGCUUGGCCCGUGGCGUUCGACUCAAUCAUCCCGAAGCCGUCGCACUUCUCACCAUGCAACUCAUGGAAUUCAUUCGCGAUGGGCAUCAUACCGUCGCCGAACUCAUGACAUUGGGACAACAAAUUUUGGGUCGUCGACAAGUAUUGCCGGGAGUUCCCAAAUUGGUCUCGAAUGUCCAACUGGAAGCGACGUUUCCCGAUGGUACCAAAUUGCUCACCAUUCAUUCGCCGAUUGCGAGUGUCGAUGGCAAUUUGGAAUUGGCAUUGCAAGGCAGUUUCUUGCCCGUGCCCUCACUGGAUGUCUUUGGUGAUGACUUGGAGGAGGAAAUGAUUCCAGGAGCUGUCAUGCCCGAUGAUUCGGGCAGUCCCAUUACUUUGAAUGAAGGCCGCGAUUUGGUCGAAUUGACCGUUACCAAUACCGGUGAUCGACCCAUUCAAGUCGGAUCUCAUUAUGCCUUUGUGGAAACCAACAAGGCCCUCUCGUUUGAUCGUCGGGCCGCCAUUGGACGACGUCUCAAUGUCCCCAGUGGUGCCAGUGUUCGCUUUGAACCGGGUGAAACCAAACCGGUUACUUUGGUCGAACUAGCCGGAAAUCAAAUCGUCAUCUCGGGCAAUCGCUUGACCAAUGGAAGUGCGGCACCCGACAAGCACGAUGAAAUUAUGCAACGCGUCCACGAGGGUGGAUUCUUGGAUGUACCUACUAGUGGUGCUGCAGUCAAGAGUGGAACUCCAUAUGUCAUGGAUCGUUCCAAUUAUGCCGAUCAAUACGGUCCUACGGUAGGCGAUCGAGUCGUUUUAGGAGAUACCUCCUUGAUGAUUCAAGUCGAAAAGGAUUUGACCACGUACGGUGAAGAAUGCAAAUUUGGUGGUGGCAAGACAUUGCGGGAAGGCAUGGGACAAGCGACAUCCGUGUCGUCUGCCGACGCUCUCGAUGUCGUCAUUACCAAUGCCCUCAUUGUCGAUGCUGUCGCGGGGAUUGUCAAGGCCGAUAUCGGCAUUAAAGGCAAUACCAUUGUCGGAAUUGGCAAGGCCGGCAAUCCCGAUAUCAUGGCCAAUGUCGACUCCAACAUGAUUGUGGGCAACACCACCGAAGUCAUUGCCGGAGAAAAACUCAUUUUGACCGCCGGUGGUAUUGAUACACACAUUCAUUGGAUUUGUCCACAACAAAUUGACGAUGCCAUUGCUUCGGGGAUCACCACCAUGUUUGGAGGAGGUACAGGACCGUCCGCGGGGACCAGUGCCACCACGUGUACUCCGGCACCUUCUCAGGUCGAAAUGAUGUUGCAAGCGACGGAUCAGUAUCCACUCAAUUUUGGUUUUUCCGGCAAGGGCAAUACCAGUAACUCCAGUGUCUUGACGGAUGUCUUGAAAGCCGGUGCGGCGGGUUUCAAGUUGCACGAAGAUUGGGGGACCACGCCGUCGGCCAUUGACGAAGCAUUGACGUUUGCCGAUCAACACGAUGUUGCCAUUACCAUUCAUACCGAUACGUUGAACGAAAGUGGCUUUGUCGAUGACUCGAUUGCCGCCAUGAAGGGACGUACCAUUCACACGUACCAUACCGAAGGGGCCGGAGGAGGACAUGCUCCCGAUAUCAUCAAGAUUGUCUCGCAGCAGCACGUCUUACCUAGUUCCACCAAUCCCACACGACCGUUCACAAUCAACACGAUGGAUGAACAUUUGGAUAUGCUCAUGGUGUGCCAUCACUUGGAUUCCUCCAUUCCCGAAGAUGUCGCCUUUGCCGAAUCUCGUAUUCGUCCGGAAACCAUUGCCGCCGAAGAUAUCCUACACGACCUGGGAGCCAUCUCCAUGGUCUCGUCCGAUUCCCAAGCCAUGGGACGUGUCGGAGAAGUCAUUUCCAGGACCUGGCAAACCGCCGAUAAGAUGAAGCUCCAACGAGGAGCGCUUCCAGAAGAUGACCCCAACAAUGACAAUUUCCGUAUCAAGCGAUACUUGGCCAAGUACACAAUCAAUCCUGCCGUGGCACAUGGUUUUGCUCAUUUGGUGGGAUCGGUGGAAGUUGGAAAGCUGGCCGAUUUGGUGCUUUGGAAGCCUGGUCUCUUUGGAGCCAAGCCUGAGAUGAUUGUCAAGGGCGGAACGAUCGCAUGGGCACAAAUGGGAGACCCCAACGCCAGCAUCCCAACCCCACAGCCCGUGCAAAUGAGACCAAUGUUUGGAGCCACAUCCAAUCCAGGAUCUCACAGUCUUGCCUUUGUGUCACAGGCAGCUGUCGAUGAGAACAUUGGAGACAAGUAUGGUUUGAGAAAGAAGGUCGCUGCUGUCAAAAACUGUCGCAAUGUAUCCAAGGCGGACAUGGUCCUCAACGACAGCACUCCGGACGUGCAAGUGGAUCCAGAAACUUUUGAAGUGGUGGCAGAUGGAGUGAAGCUCGAGUGUGACCCCGUUUCGGAAGUUCCGCUGGGACAGCGAUACUUCCUAUUUUAG
This is a messenger RNA of Seminavis robusta, 2682 nucleotides long. The record is from the annotation of a GenBank genome assembly. NCBI's taxonomy places the organism in Eukaryota, Bacillariophyta, Bacillariophyceae, Naviculales, Naviculaceae.